UUAAAAAGGCGGUGGACCCUUUUAAGAACCCACUGUCACUUUAUGCGCCUGAGAGCUCACUUGGAUAGGCUUCAGUUCACGCAUUAUGAUUGCUUGGAGCCUACUUGGACGUCCAAAUGGUAGAGGAUUUUCUCUCAUGCGAUCCAGCACCAAUGAGCUGUUUUGAGACUCAGACUAGGAUUCUCAUCACUUGGAAAUACCAUAUAUGGACUAUGUGCAAAAUACAGUUGGAUAAACCUUUGAAUCUAAACAGUUACUUGGGAAAGAGACGAUUUCACAUGGAUGAUUCUCCACUGUGAGCAUCUGGGCUCUUCACUCUGUGUUAAAGUUCGUUCUGGAGACCUCCGUUUGUGGGAAAACAUCACUCCAAUUUCAGGGUUGCGACAUAAACGUGAGCUAAAUUACCUUCACCUCACACAUUCUGUGCUCUUUUUUUCCUGCGGUCACAGUCCAGUUGAAAAGGAUAGAUGUCUAUAGAAUAACUAGUUAAUUCUGUUACACUAUAGAGACCACAAAGAAAAUAUUUUAAGGCUUUUUCUUUCCACCUCAUCCAAUAGCCUACAACAGCAGAGAGCAGCAGACAUGAUGGACAACACGUCUCAACAUAACUUCAUCAUGCACCACCACAUGGAGCUGAGCACCCUCACUAUGUACAGUGAGAACAGCACCAACAACACCGGCGCCAGGGAGCAGAACUCUACGACGUGUUCGCUCCGCAUUCCACAGGAGCUGUUCCUGACGCUGGGCCUCAUUAGUCUGUUGGAGAACAUUUUAGUGGUGCUGGCCAUCAUCAAGAACCGCAAUCUGCACUCGCCCAUGUACUACUUCAUAUGCUGCCUGGCCGUCUCCGACAUGCUGGUCAGCGUCGCCAACGUAGUGGAGACCAUAGUCAUGUUGCUCACCGAACACGGGCUGCUAGUGGUCACACCUGAAAUGCUGCGGCACCUGGACAACGUCAUCGACAUCAUGAACUGCAGCUCGGUGGUGUCAUCACUGUCCUUCCUGUGCACCAUCGCCGCGGAUCGAUACAUCACCAUCUUUUACGCGCUGCGUUACCACAGCAUCAUGACCACGCAGCGCGCCGUGACCAUCAUCGCGAUGGUGUGGCUGACCAGCAUUACCGCCAGCAUACUUUUCAUCGUCUACCACUCGCACACCGCCGUCAUUGUAUGCCUCGUCACCUUCUUCUGCAUCACUCUUGUCUUCACCGCUGUGCUCUACAUGCACAUGUUCAUCCUGGCGCACGUGCACUCGCGGCGCAUCAUGGCCAUCUACAAGUCUCGCCGCCAGGGCACGAGCAUGAAGGGCGCCAUCACGCUCACUAUCCUGCUAGGGGUCUUCAUCCUCUGCUGGGGACCCUUCUUCCUCCACCUUAUUCUCAUCCUUACCUGCCCCACGACCCCCUUCUGCACCUGCUUCUUCAGCUACUUCAACCUCUUCCUCAUCCUCAUCAUCUGUAACUCGCUCAUCGACCCACUCAUCUACGCCUAUAGGAGCCAGGAGCUGCGCAAGACACUCAAGGAGCUGCUCUUCUGCUCCUGCGUCACCUUUCGAUGCGAUUCCAUACUUGAGUGUCUAUUUCCAUGGAAGUUCACGUGACUGCAGGAUUUGUUCAGGAAUAACAGAUUAUUUGAUAUUUGCGGCACUAUUAGGCGAAUGCCUGCCAUUGCUGUUGAAUUAACUGAAAUACAUAGUUAAUAAACUAUGAGACCUCAGGUUGGAUUGCGCAAAACGACACAGUGCCACGUAUGGGACAUUUUACCAACCCCUGGCCUCUUCCAUGUUGCAGGCCAAGCCAUACAUAUAUGCCAUACUUGCGUGUUGAACAAAUGCUUGAACCAUAAUCUAAAGCAUCUAUAUCUAAUUAUACACAGCAAAUGUGUGAUCAGAAUUGUAACUCCCACAGUGUUAAAUGGCCUAGUGUUAAACUAACACCUUUAAAAGUGUUGAUAAACCAACACCCCAAAAGUGAUUGGUCCCUAGCACAAUGGGUGUUGCAAAUUCCGACUUAACACGUGGUGUUACAGUAACUCAUUUGGAGUUGUUGUUUUAACAUUUUCGGGUGUAACUACUGCUCAUUUAUUUCCCAGGGUUACUUUUUUGCUGUAUGUUUGUUAGUGACAGAGACAUGAUUGUUGCAUUAGAUGGCUUUCAGUCAUCUAGCCUUCACCAAGUGAGUGACUAAGUGAAUAUUUGAUUUGAUCCCACCAGAAUCAACACUCAGAUAUAACACUCACAACACUUUUUACCUCAACACCGUGAUUUUAACACCCUCAAAUUUGCUAUUUAGUUAUCAUCUCCAUAUAUCAGCAACUGACAUAACUUUCUCAAAGAUGCCAAUGUGUGUAAAGGCUGCGGGUCCAGUUUUCUCAGGCACCAAGAAACUUUGGUUUAACAGUACAUUACUGUAACCUUUACAGUAAUGUACUACAGUAAUGUACUGUUAAACCAAAGUUGCUUUGGAAUUUACAGUAACAUACUGUACAUUUUUUACAGUAAUUUACAGGUAAAUGGCUGCCAGUAAAUUAGCAUAAAAACAUGAUUAUUUUACAGUGUACUAUGUAGGACAAAUAGUAAUUUGUGCUUUAAUUGUAUAGCCGACACUGGAAAUAGACUUUAAAUAAGAUAUAGCAAGUGUUCUGUCUAAAAUAGGAAUGAAUUUCCCAGAAUGUUGUUGGGAUGAGGAUGUUGUUUGAAAGAGGUUAUUGUUGAAGAAAAAAAUCAAUGGGCAUACUGAUAUACACUAGCCCUAAUGCUUUGUAUGGAGUCAAAGAAAGAUGCACAAAUAUGAGAGUCAUUAAGUUGUGUUUUGUACAAGAAAACAAUUCUGUCACGUUUUGAUUAAAUAAAUGAGUGCAUUGUGAAGUCCAAUAAUAGCCUAAUUGGUCUAUAUAGAGAGUUGCAUUUUUAUUUAUUCACUCAUUAUUUGUUUACAUCCAACUUCCAAAGACGUUUCACAGGCCUAACUUAGCCCACUUAGGCCUUUGACAAAAAUGACCUAUAAAUUGAAAUAAAACUUUUGGAAUACAACUAUUUACAUGAAAUCCAAUCUUGAAACAGAUCAGACAUUUUAAGAUUAUCCUCACCAUUUUAAUGCAAAUAAUAAUGUAUGCAUAGACGGAAACAAAAUGUUUAUUUCAAUGUUUAUUUUACAAGUAGCCCAUGUAAUGUAGACUAGCCAUGUUUUUUAAUUGUGUUAUGUAUGUACUGAAUAAUUUGAAUGUUUCAACAUAUUUAUAACAUUUUCAAAAGCCUCAAGAGGGUAUCAAUAUUCAUCCCUUUAAACAAUCCAUGCUAUUUUAUGGCUGUGUGUCAGAACCAAGGCUCAAACUUCUCAUUGUAAAUGUGUACAUUAGAUGACUUUUUACUGUAUAUCAACAUAUUGCUAUGGUCAAAUUGUACUAAUAUAUACUGAACAAAAAUAUAAAACGCAAUAUGGAACAAUUUCAAAGAUUUUACUGAGUUACAGUUCAUAUAAGGAAAUCAGUCAGUUGAAAUAAAUUCAUUAGGCCCUAAUCUAUGGAUUUCACAUGACUUGGCAGGGGUGCAGCCCACCCACUUGUCAUCCAGGCCCACCCACUGAGGAGCCAGGCCCAGCCAAUCAGGGGUGAAGCCAUAGGUGGGCCUUAGAGAGCAUAGGACCAACCAUUUGCCAGCCAGGCCCAACCACCACCCAGGCCAGAUGUGGAGGGGUUGGUGUGGUUACACAUGGUCUGCGGUUAUGAGGCCGGUUGGACAUACUGAAAAAUUCUCUAAAACAACG
Molecule: messenger RNA, 3763 nt
Organism: Oncorhynchus tshawytscha (Chinook salmon)
Lineage: Eukaryota; Metazoa; Chordata; Actinopteri; Salmoniformes; Salmonidae
Product: melanocyte-stimulating hormone receptor
Exons: 1
Coding region: 583-1599 (338 amino acids)
Biological process (GO): G protein-coupled receptor signaling pathway
Cellular component (GO): membrane
Molecular function (GO): melanocyte-stimulating hormone receptor activity
Source: RefSeq, a predicted model, not a curated record